This is a messenger RNA of Nannospalax galili (Upper Galilee mountains blind mole rat), 1482 nucleotides long. RefSeq names its product fetuin B (gene Fetub). The transcript is spliced from 9 exons. Gene Ontology annotation, biological process: binding of sperm to zona pellucida; negative regulation of endopeptidase activity. NCBI's taxonomy places the organism in Eukaryota, Metazoa, Chordata, Mammalia, Rodentia, Spalacidae. Gene Ontology annotation, cellular component: extracellular region. The coding region runs from base 344 to 1375 and encodes 343 amino acids. The record is from RefSeq and is a predicted model, not a curated record. Gene Ontology annotation, molecular function: cysteine-type endopeptidase inhibitor activity; metalloendopeptidase inhibitor activity.
UGAUGUGGUCUGUUGGGAGACUAUAAAAAGGCAAUCAGGAAGAACCUGUCAGCAUCUGUCCAGCUCUGUCAGGAACACUGGGAGAGGAAUCCCUCUCUGCUGUGAAUUGACAGGUUUCUGGUUUAUACACAGCUGCUUGUGUGAGUUGGUCCUCAGGCUUAAGAGACUCUGUCCUCAGGAAAGCCUGGCUGUGAGGCCUGCGGGGUUGAAACCUCCACUGAGUGCUGCUUCCUGGGAAGACAUCUCUUCCAGAUCCGCAGCUUCCAGAAGUGCGUUAGGACUCUCACCUGGACAGAAGCUGGGAGGGCAGCUGACAAAUCUGAAGCCGCUGUGCUCCACCCUUAUGUGGACAAGGAGACCACCUGCAGAGGAAGAAAUCAACAGAAACCAAAAGGAUGGCUAUGUGCUGAGCCUCAACCGAGUGCAUGAUGCUUGGGAGUACCCUCAGGCUGACCAGGGAUCUCUGUUCUACCUCACACUGGAUGUGUUAGAGACUGGCUGUCAUGUGCUCAGCAAGAAGGCAUGGAAGGAUUGUAGAGAGAGGACUUUUUAUCAGUCGGUUUAUGGUCAAUGCAAAGCAAUAUUUCACAUUAACAAGCCAAGAAGAGUUCUCUAUCUACCUGCUUAUAACUGCACUCUUCGCCCAGUUACUCGAAGAAAGAUUCUGUUCAUGUGCCCUGAUUGUCCAGUACCUGUGCGCAUGGACCCAUCAAACCUUAAAGUUUUGGAAGCUGCCACAGAGUCUCUUGCAAAAUACAACAAUGAGAGCCCCUCAAAACAGUACUCACUUGUCAAAGUCACGAAGGCUUCAAGCCAGUGGGUGGUUGGCCCUGCUUACUUUGUGGAAUACUUAGUCAAAGAGUCACCAUGUAGCAAAUCUCAGACUACUUGUUCACCUCAGCCCUCUGACUCUGAGCCUGUUGGUCUUUGCCAAGGUUCUCUGACCAAAACACCUGAUAAAACUUUUGUCUCUGUGACUUGUGACUUCUUUGAACCCCAGAAUCAAGUCCCAGGAGGUAAGACCUCGGCUGUUGACCAGACAUCAGUGAAACUGCCCAAGGUGGGUGAGGCGCCUGAGGAAAACACAGCCCCCGCCAGCCCCCACUACAAACCUUCACCAAGUGGAUCCGUGCAGCACCUCCCUGACUUGGAUGAUGAGAUGUCUGAAGACUCCCAGGCACAGAAUCUUCCGGAAGCCUUCCCCGUGCGGCUGGAUCUAACUACGAAUCCCUGGGGAGAAGACCUGGAUCUCUCCUUCCUUUACAUAGGGCCUGAUGAAGGGAAGCUGACUGUGCUGCCUUUCCCUAGAAAAAGCCAGCAUGAUAGGUGCCCAGGGCCUGCAAAGGAUACCCGCCCUCUGGUCCUCCCUCCCUGAGAAUUUCAGACAGGGCUCCACAGGGUGUGGUGAGGUGGGCGGUGGGAAUGGGAGGAGACAGAGGGUCCCACGUAGAGAACGGAUAAUAAAGUGUGUUCCUUUCACUC